AUGGCAGACCCAUCGAUCAUUCGGCCUACUGCCUUUCCAAGACUCGACGAUCUAUUGUUUUCCGUUCAGCGCGAGGACAACGACGAGGUUCAAUACAAGCAGCGGGAUUUCAGCUUCGCAACAAAUCAUAUACCUCGUCCAAGAGGCAGAGAUGCGCUCCUGAAGGACUACUCUCAAUUCAUCGCGUUCUAUACCGGCGAGCGGGAAGUCGCGUACCGAUAUGCUCUACGGAAACAACUACAUCAUGCAGUCGAACCACAGAUCAUACAAGCCAGGGCGAUGGACACUGAAGUCUUGUCAGACUGCAAGACAAAUUAUGACUAUACACUCGAUAUCAUCCAUCCCGGAGAAGGAGAUACAACGAGUUUCGAUUUUGGUUUCGAAAUUGUUGCCGAUGUGGACAAUUUCACCUCAACAGAGGCACCUCCACUACUCCAUUGUGUAAGCAUGUUUUUUUCGCAG
Molecule: messenger RNA, 462 nt
Organism: Aureobasidium namibiae CBS 147.97
Lineage: Eukaryota; Fungi; Ascomycota; Dothideomycetes; Dothideales; Saccotheciaceae
Exons: 1
Source: RefSeq, a predicted model, not a curated record